AUGGCUGCCCCCAGGUCUUCCCACUGUGGGCGCCUAGCUAAUGCUUCGAGGUAUUUCUGGUGGUUUCCCAGUAUCCACGCCGGACAAUAAGUUUCUUAGGUCCGCAGUCCUGGUGUCUUGUCGGGCCGCAGGGCUCGGGCUCUGAGGAGAAUGGAUCCUUCUUUGGAUAUGUGGGACUUCUCAUCUUUAAUAUCAUUAUGGAUAAACAGGUUUUACAUAUAUUUGGGCUUCGCCUUUGGCUUUAGCCUUUGGAUUUGUUUCCAGAUUGUCAUCAGAAAGCAGAACAAAAACUCACAGGAGAAAACCGUUCCAAAAGCAUCUCGGGAUUUGAUGACAAAUGGCUAUAUCUCUCUUCAAAAGAAGCAAGUCUUUGUGUCUGGAGUGAAGAUUUUCUAUGGUUCUCAGACUGGCACGGCAAAGGGAUUUGCGACAGUUCUUGCCGAAGCAGUUAGCUCCCUUGAUCUGCCUGUGGCAGUUAUUAAUCUGAAGGAAUAUGACCCAGAUGACCAUCUAGUAGAAGAGGUUACCAGUAAAAAUGUCUGUGCCUUCCUGGUUGCUACCUACACUGACGGUCGGCCGACUGAGAGCGCAGAGUGGUUCUGCAGGUGGCUAGAGGAAGCAGCCAAUGACUUUCGCUUUGGCAAAACGUACCUGAAGGGUGUGAGAUACGCGGUGUUUGGUCUGGGAAAUUCUGCGUAUGUGAGCCACUUCAACAAGGUGGCGAAGAACGUGGACAAGUGGCUCUGGAUGCUCGGCGCCCAUCGCGUGAUGUCCCGAGGGGAGGGUGACUGCAACGUGGUUAAAAGCAAACACGGCAGCAUUGAGGCCGACUUCACAGCAUGGAAGGCUAGAUUCAUCUCCCGGCUACAGGCGCUCUGUAAAGGAGAGAGAAAACCCUGUGGUGGCAACUGCAAGAAAGGCAAGUGCGAGUCUAAUCAGCACGGCUCGGAGGCAAUGGAGCCAGGGUCUCACGCUCAAGAGGGAUUUCAUCAGAGAGACGCUGAGCAGGAAGAGCCCUUUGGGAGCACCAGUGAGGAAGAGUCUGGUACUGAGGACCAUCAGAGUCUAAAAUCUGUCAUUGAUGUUGAAGACCUCGGCAAGAUUAUGGAUCGUAUGAAGAAAGAAAAGAGAGAAAAGGAGCGGCAGGAAGGGGAAACUAGUUUGAUCAGGAGCACAGUGAAGAAUGAAGCCAGUGAAAGAAGAGCUAUGAUAACUCCUGCUCUCCGAGAAGCCCUUACUAAACAAGGUUAUCAGUUGAUUGGGAGCCACUCUGGGGUGAAGCUUUGCAGGUGGACAAAGUCCAUGCUCCGAGGGAGAGGAGGUUGCUAUAAACAUACGUUCUAUGGCAUUGAAAGCCAUCGUUGCAUGGAAACUACCCCGAGCUUGGCAUGUGCAAAUAAAUGUGUCUUCUGUUGGCGGCACCACACCAAUCCAGUGGGUACUGAAUGGCGGUGGAAGAUGGACCAGGCUGAAAUGAUCUUAAAGGAAGCCAUUGAAAACCAUCAGAACGUGAUGAAGCAGUUUAGAGGAGUGCCAGGUGUCAGAGAGGAACGCUUUGAGGAAGGAAUGACAGUAAAGCACUGUGCAUUAUCCCUUGUGGGAGAACCCAUCAUGUACCCAGAAAUCAACAGGUUUUUGAAGCUACUCCACGAGUGUAAAAUCUCCAGUUUCCUGGUCACAAAUGCACAGUUCCCUGCGGAAAUCAGGAGCCUCAAACCAGUUACCCAGCUAUACGUCAGUGUGGACGCCAGCACCAAAGAGAGCCUGAAGAAAAUUGACCGCCCGCUCUUCAAGGAUUUCUGGCAAAGAUUCCUCGACAGUUUAAAAGCCUUGGCUGCAAAGCAACAGCGUACUGUCUAUAGGCUGACUCUAGUGAAAGCAUGGAACGUGGAUGAGCUCCAGGCCUAUGCCAAGCUGGUGUCCCUGGGGAACCCUGACUUCAUCGAGGUGAAGGGUGUUACCUACUGUGGAGAGAGUUCUGCAAGCAGUCUUACCAUGGCCAACGUACCCUGGCACGAAGAAGUGGUGCGCUUUGUCUGUGAGUUGGUGGAUCUGAUCCCCGACUAUGAAAUUGCUUGUGAACACGAACAUUCCAACUGCCUCCUGAUAGCUCACAAGAAGUUUAAGAUUGGCAGAGAAUGGUGGACGUGGAUUGAUUACAGCCGCUUCCAGGAGCUCAUCCAGGAAUAUGAAGACAGUGGUGGAUCCAAAACUUUCAGUGCCAAGGAUUACAUGGCCAAAACUCCUCACUGGGCGUUAUUUGGUGCCAACGAAAGAGGCUUUGAUCCCAAGGACACAAGAUAUCAGAGAAAGAACAAAUCAAAGGAUAUUUCUGGAUGUUGAGAUUAUCUGAAUUUAGGAUACCGAAGGACACAAACUGAUUGCCCCAGAAGGUUCUCAGACUCCACUGUGAUUUUUCCAAGGACAAAUUGCACAAAUUAUAUUUCACAUAGAGAAGGGUGUAAGGGGACGCAAGUCACAUCCUGAGGCUUGGGAAACAGCAGCCACGCUCUGAGUGCCUGGGACUCAGCCUCACCGUCUCUUUCCAGGCUCAGUCCCUUUUCUGAGUUUACUUCUGAAAGAAAAUCAUUUUGAGGGGGAAGUACACAAUCUUUAUUAGUUUUGAAUUAUAAUUAGGAAGACUGCCUAGAAUGCCAACCAUGGGAGUGUCGUGCAGAGUGAAUUUCUGUUCCUCUUUCCCCGUCAUGGGCUGUUGGCCUUUGUCAGUUGUACUACCCUGAGGUCAGUGUAUCUGCUUCCUCUAAGAUCUCCAUCCCUUUCUUACAUCUUAAGAUAACACUUCCUGAAAGUAAUUUGUUGUAAUUCUCAAUGAUUUUAAAUACUACAUAGAUUUCUUUAAAUGUUCAUUUAGUACCAACUCUUAAGAAACUGAUUUGGAUCUAAAACUGUACUAGAUCUCAUUCUAUUCCCAUACAGAUUGCCAUAGAAAGUAGUAUGUGAGCUGGAUUAGAGUAAAAUCUCUCUUCUUCUGUAAGAGGAAUUGUCAUGUGAUGUCACUGAAUAAUUAGUCUCACAAGUUAGUAAAACAAUGAGUACAAUUUGUUUUUGAUUUGAAAAGUCAGUGUUUAAGCCUCUUAUCACUACACAUAUAGCAGGUUUCCAACUUCUUUCACUCUUGUAGCCCUAGCUACUUUCUGCGAUCUGUCCUUUAAGUUUUUUCCUAGUUGAAAACAUCACUAAAUACUCAGUAGUUUUUAAAAAGUGUUAUAGUUAUUUAAAAAAUUCCUUUAUCCUAAAAUUUUAAUAAAAUAUCUUUUGUGAAGACUUGGACCACACAUUUUCUUUUGAGCGCUUAUUAUAAAGAUGCUUCUAGUCCUGUGGUUCUAAGCCCUGUCAGACCCAUCUCCUCCUUAUAUUCCUCCUCUAUUCUCUGCUGAAGUAAAGUUCAUAAUAAUAUAAUCUACUUACUCAUUUAGUUGAAAACUGGGCUCUGUAUUUAUUUCUAAGUGAUAGAGUCUCUCUGUGCCAUAGGAUGAAAUCAGAUGUUCUUGAAGUCACCACAUCUUCAAGCAUGUGUUCAUUCUCCUGUUCUGUUUACCCCUGAGACAGACAAGAGAUGGGAGUGGUCCAGGCCAGUGAGGCAGGAGCUCACUGAAGCUCAGAUGUGUUAAUGGUCGUUGAGUAGAGAUGGAAAAUCUCUGUUCGAACCUUAAAUUAGAGCAGAGUAUUAAAAAGCAAGAGCUCAUGCUAAGGAGCGCACAGAUGGGCUCCUGUUUGUGACAGCUAACUGGGCACACAGCUGUAGGAAGACCCCUCUGGGGCUGCCAUAAGAACAGGGCAGGCGGCAGUGCAUGCUGGGCUUUGGACCGUCCCUCAACCUCUUUUUCAACCGGGCAACUCUGCUUUUAUUUUUUAUGCAUUGAGGUUCUGCUCAGGACUUAAUUUGAAGGAAGAUAUUCUGUUGCUUCAACGAAAAAAGAACGUAGCAAACCUCUCACCACUAGAAUGAGCCCUCCUGACUCCACUAACUUUAGGCACAUAAAUGAGCAGUUUUUCUCCCUUUGCCACCCAGGAAGUGUUUGCUUUAUAUUAAAAAAAAAAUAACAUGGCAUCUUAAUCCCAGUUCACAGUCACAGCAGAAAAUUUUAAAUGCCUAGGGGAAAAAAAAUACAGUGGAAUCUGGAUGAAAAAAAUUAAAUGUUUGCUGAGCAGUAUUAAAGUAGAAGAGAUGGGGAAGCUUGAAUAUUCUUAGAAGGUGAGCUAUUUGAAAAAUAGCAUUCUAGAUGUCCAGUGGAAGUUAUUGUUGGAGAUUGAGCAAGCGAUUCUAAAAUUCUGCUGAAAAACUAGCCAGGUAAGAAUAGUUACAAGAUUCUAGAAAAAUAAUUAUUCAAGGAAAAUUGCUUUACAAGAUAUUAAAGAAUGUCUAAAAUAAUUCAAACAGCAUGAAACAAGAGAUCAGCUUCCAAAAUGACAGAGUGAGAACUUCAGUAAACUCACUCUCCCUCUAAAACAGUGAAAAUAUGGGCAAAACAACUAAAAUCAAAGGAUUUUAGAACUCCGACAGUUUAACCAAAGCUUUGCCGUGAGCUGAAAAUCAUCUGUUAAGAUAAACUACUGAACCUUAAUAAAAUUAACAGUUUACUUCUCAUCAGAAAGCAUGGAGGCCAAAAGUCAGUGGAAUGGUAUCUUAAAAGAGCUGGGAGAAGAGACUUUCAACCAAAAAUUCUAUGCCUAGCUUAAUCUUCCUUCAAAAUUAAAGAAGAAAUUAAGACAUUUUCAGAUAAGAAGUAAAAGAAUUCAUCACCAGCAGACCUGCCUGCGAGGAGGAGUCCUCAGGCCUUAAUGAAAUUACGUUCGUUAGGCACUAACUUGAAACCACGUGAAGAAAUAAACAGCACUGGUGAAAGUAACUACGUAAGUUUUAUAGAAGACAAUAUAAAUGUACUUUUGUUUGUAACUCUCCUAUCUGUUUUAUAAGAUAGCUGCAUAAAGCAGUGUUUAUAAAACUGUGUUGAUGGACUUAGAAUGUAUAAAGAUGUAAUUUGUAUGAUGGUAAUAACAUGAAAGAAGUGUGAGGGGAACAGAGGUAUAUUGGAACAAGUCUUGACUACCCACUGUUGAAAUUAAGUGGGUAUGUUUCCAAAGCAGAUUGUUUUAAGAUGCUAAUUGCAAUCCCAAGAGCAGCCACUAAGAAUAAAUUUUAAAAGUUAUAGUAAAAAAAAUACGAUUCUGCUCACAGUUUCAAUGUGUGGAUUCCCCCCCGCAACACCAAACAGUUCUCCAACACCAGCUGGGUGUCCUGCAGUUCAGCUUAAUUCUGACACUGCCUACCUGGAGAUAGCAUCAGAUCCCACAGGUUAAGUGCUCUGCCCCCCAACUUCAGAUGCCAGUCACAAGUCCAGGUUGUCACCUGUGCUUCUGACCAACCAGCUAUAGAUUGGAGGUUCCCGUGGGUUUGAUUAGCGUGCUAGAGCGGCUCACAGAACUCAGAGAAACAUUUUACUUACUAGAUUAUUGGUUUAUUAUAGAAGGGUGUAACUCAGGAACAGCCAGAUGGAAGAGAUACACAGGGCAAGGUACGUGGGAAGGAAGAUAGGGCUUCCAUGCCUUUUGCAAGCAUGCCGCUCUCCCAGAUCAUGUGUUCGCCAAUCUGGAAGCUCUCCAAACCCAGUCCUUUUGGGUUUUUAUAGAGACUUCAUUACAUAGGCACGAUUGAUUAAAUCAUUGGCCAUUGGUGAUUGACCUUAAUCUCCAGCCCCUCUCCCCUCUCCAGAGGUCCAGGGGUGGUUCUGAAAGUUCCCAACCCUCUAAUCACUUGGUUGGUGGCCCUCGCAACGAGUCCCCUUCCUUAGGUUACCUAAGGGUUUUCCAAAAGUCACCUCAUUAACAUAACAAGACACCCGUUGUUGUUGUUGUUGUUGUGAUCACUUAGGAAAUUCCAAGGGUUUUAGGAGCUCUAUGCCAGGAACUGGGAGAGAAUAAAUAUAUUUAAUAAUUUAAUAUUUAUAUUUAAAUAAUGUAUAUUUCUUAUUAGAAAUCACAAUAUCACAAAGAAACGAGAAUUUAAAAAGUACACUAGAAAAUAUCUAUUUAGAAGACAGUAACAGUAACAAAACAACAAAGAUCUAAGACAUUCAAAAAACAAAUAGCAAAAAUGUCAGGCACAAAUCUUGCCUUAUUGGGUAAGUAUAUUAUGUAAGUAGAUUAAAUACCCCAAUCAAAAGAGGCAGAAUGUAUUUUUCUUUUAAAUCCAAUUAUAUGCUGUUCGCGAUAGGCACACUUUAGAUUCAAAGACUAAAAGGAUCGAGAAAGGUAUACCAUGGAAGCAGUUACCGAAAGAGAGCUAGAGUGGUUGUACUAAUAUCAAAAAAACAGACUUUAAGACAAAAAAAAAUUGUUAGUGGGGACAAAAGGGACAUUUUAUAAUGAUAAAUUGUAAUUAUUAUAAUUAUUUAUAAUUACAUCUUAAUAGAAAGAUGUAAUGAUUUUAAACAUGCAUGGACCUAACUAACAACAGAGCCCCAAAAUAUGUGAAGCAAAACCUGACAGAAUUGAAGGGAGAUGAUUCAGUAGUAAUUGGAGACUUACAUAACCCACUUACAAUAAUGGAUAGAGCAACUAGGCCAAAGCCCAAAAAGGAAAUAAGAGAUUUGAGCAACACUAUAAACCAAGUACACCUAAAGGCCUCUAUAGGACGCUCCACCAACAACACAUUAUUCUCAAGGGCCCAUGGAACAUUCUCCAGUAUAAACUAUAUGUUAGAUCAUAAAAAAAGUCUCAGUAAGUUUAAAAGGAUUGAAAUUAUGCAACGUAUAGUCUCUGACCAAUGGAAUGAAAUUAGAAAUCAUUAGAAAUCAACAGCAGAAGAAAAUUUGGGAAAUUCAUAAAUAUGUAGCAGUUAACCAACAUCCUAAACAAACAAUGGGUCAAAGAGGGAAUCACAAGGAAAUUAGGAAAGACUUUUGAGAUCAAUGAAAAUGAAAACACAACAUACCAAAACUUAUGGGAUGCUGCUAAUAUAGUGCUUAGAGGGAAUUUAUAGCUGUAAAUGCCUACAUUAAAAAGAAGAUACAUCUCGGCUUCCCUGGUGGCGCAGUGGUUGAGAGUCCGCCUGCCAAUGCAGGGGACACGGGUUCACGCCCUGGGCCGGGAAGAUCCCACAUCCCGCGGAGUGGCUGGGCCCGUGAGCCAUGGCCGUGGAGCCUGUGCUCCGCAACGGGAGAGGCCACAACAGUGAGAGGCCCGCAUACCGAAAGAAAAAAAAAGAAGAUACAUCUCAAAUUAAUAACCUAACCUUCCAUCUUAAGGAACUAGAAAAAGAACAACUAAACUCAAAGUGAGCUAAAGGAAAAAAAUAAUAAACACUAGGGCAGAAAUAAAUAAAGGAAAGAAAAGCAAAAGAAAAAAAUUAGUGAAACUGGAAGUUGGUUCUUUAAAAAAAUCAACAAAAUUGGCAGACCUUUAGCUAGACUCACCAAGAAAACAGGAAGAUGCAAAUAGCUAAAAUCAGCUAUGAAUGCACAACUUUGUGAAUAUACUACAAACUAUGCUAUACACUUUAAAUGAGUGGAUUUUAAGGUAUAUGAAAUAUAUCUCAAUAAAGCUUUUUUUAAAAAAGCAC
This is a messenger RNA of Physeter macrocephalus (sperm whale), 7582 nucleotides long. Its product is annotated as S-adenosyl-L-methionine-dependent tRNA 4-demethylwyosine synthase TYW1. Gene Ontology annotation, biological process: wybutosine biosynthetic process. The transcript is spliced from 16 exons. The record is from RefSeq and is a predicted model, not a curated record. Gene Ontology annotation, molecular function: FMN binding; catalytic activity; 4 iron, 4 sulfur cluster binding. NCBI's taxonomy places the organism in Eukaryota, Metazoa, Chordata, Mammalia, Artiodactyla, Physeteridae. Bases 151 to 2343 code for a protein of 730 amino acids.